This is a messenger RNA of Mytilinidion resinicola, 1529 nucleotides long. Its product is annotated as eukaryotic translation initiation factor 2 subunit alpha. The coding region runs from base 215 to 1153 and encodes 312 amino acids. NCBI's taxonomy places the organism in Eukaryota, Fungi, Ascomycota, Dothideomycetes, Mytilinidiales, Mytilinidiaceae. The record is from RefSeq and is a predicted model, not a curated record. Gene Ontology annotation, molecular function: ribosome binding; RNA binding; translation initiation factor activity. Gene Ontology annotation, cellular component: eukaryotic translation initiation factor 2B complex; multi-eIF complex; eukaryotic translation initiation factor 2 complex. The transcript is spliced from 7 exons.
CGCCACAGUAAUCUAAUCCAUACGACUCGAGGCCUGUAGACUACAUACAGCCCUCCGAAUUCUUACAGAAACGAAUACCUAGGACAUCGAAUUCACCUCGCGAACCACCAACCCGCGCCAGAUCCCGUUUUCACCCCGCUGCCCCUCUCGCCGCAGAAGGCACACAAAUCAAUCACCCCCGACUAAGGCGAAAAGCCUCCCUACUACCACAGCCAUGUCUCUCACAAAUUGCCGCUUCUAUGAGGAGAAGUACCCGGAGGUCGAGUCCUUCGUGAUGGUGAAUGUCAAGCAGAUCGCAGAAAUGGGCGCCUACGUGAAACUCCUCGAAUACGACAACAUCGACGGCAUGAUUCUGCUCUCCGAACUCUCGCGCCGACGUAUCAGGAGUAUCCAAAAGCUGAUUCGCGUGGGCCGGAACGAGGUCGUCGUCGUACUGAGGGUGGACAAAGAGAAGGGAUAUAUUGAUCUGUCGAAGCGGAGAGUGUCGCCCGAGGAUAUCGUGAAGUGCGAAGAACGGUAUAAUAAGAGCAAGAUGGUGCAUUCGAUCAUGCGACACGUGGCUGAGAAAACCAACACCCCAAUCGAGGAGCUCUACUCUACUAUCGGAUGGCCACUCAACAAGAAGUACGGUCACGCAGUUGAUGCGUUUAAGCUUUCCAUCACAAACCCAGAAGUGUGGUCCGGCAUCGAAUUCACCAAUGACGUAGUCAAGGACGAGCUACAAAGCUACAUAGGAAAGCGUUUGACGCCUCAACCCACCAAAGUCCGUUCCGACGUUGAGGUCACUUGCUUCGGCUACGAAGGCAUCGACGCCGUCAAGACCGCUCUCCGCUGCGCAGAAGCCAAGAAUACACCAGAUAACCACGUGAAGGUCAAGCUCGUCAGCCCGCCCCUUUAUGUCUUAACUAGCCAAUGUCUCGACAAGAAUGUCGGCAUCACCACUCUCACAGAUGCCAUCAAGGAAAUUGAAGAGAACAUCACGAAAGCCGGUGGCAAUCUUAUCGUCAAGAUGGCACCCAAGGCAGUUACCGAAAACGAUGACGCAGAACUGCAGGCAUUGAUGGAGAAGCGAGCGCGCGAGAACGAGGAGAUCAGCGGUGACGAAGACGAGAGCGCGAGCGACGAGGGUGGAGUUGUUGAGGCGGAUGCAUAGAGCCUCCAGCUGCUUUGAUCUCCAGUUUUCUGCAUCAGAAGGUAUGUGAGUGGUAGCCCCCCUUCGCCCUUAUUCUCUUUUCAGGCGAGCAGAGGUGGGGCUUGGACUGGCAGGUUGCGAUUAUGAGGCGGUAAAUAGGAAGAGAGGUAUGGCGAUAUGGCAAAGAAUGCGGAACGGCCCCGGAUGGUCAAGGGCGUAUACGACCAGCGUGCUAUGGUAGAGGUGGACGCUAUCGAACUUCAAGUUCAGGAAUGCGUCCUUUCUCAACAUAAAAGUCAAAUAAGACGACAAACGGUUACAAGUUACUUCACGUUCUACUCUCUUGCAGAGAUCAUCUUGAUAUCAAGCACUUUCCGUGGAUACAUAUGUGGUCGUC